Molecule: messenger RNA, 1344 nt
Organism: Trichoderma asperellum CBS 433.97
Lineage: Eukaryota; Fungi; Ascomycota; Sordariomycetes; Hypocreales; Hypocreaceae
Source: RefSeq, a predicted model, not a curated record
AUGGGAAAAUCUGGCAAAGCCAACAAAAAGACAUCCGUGAAACUCCACGCACGUGCUGAAGCAGUGCCGUAUCCGAGCGCUAAGGAAAAGCAAGAGCUUAGUCGUAAAUCUGGACUAAGCGUUCGCCAAGUAUCACAAUGGUUUGUGAAUGCAAGGAGGAGAAGUGAAGGACGGUCAUACGAAAAACAAGGCAGCCAUGAAAGUCACUUAAGCCUUUCGUUGCCAAGAGCAGAACAGUCUGCUACGCUAGAUGCUCUUCCUUCGGCAGUGUAUGGAGGCGCCUUGACCAAAUCGCGUUCUCAAAGCGACAUAUCUGCAAAUUUUCAAACUAGCACCGAUAAUUCGCGAAAUUCUAUUGCUUCAUGGCCCUCAAGCUGCUGUUCUUCCUGCUCUGAGAGCCCCAAUAUUGCAGAUCAUCAACAAUCUAAAACUGAAGGCUCAGGAUCGCGGCAUAACGUGGGCAACAGGGCAGCCGAGGAUAAAAGCUCCCGCAUUUGUCAAUGUACUUCCUCUCUUGAACAAUGGACAUGCCUUCCCACCGGACCGAAAAGAUGGGGUUUUGGAGACCCCUCGCCAAAAUGCUCUCUCCGUGAUGAACGCGACCCGUCCGACGAACACCUUCAAUCUCAUCGUAUAUCUGACUGUAUAGCGAAACCUACCUUAUUAAGAGUUUUCCACAGAAAAGACCAUUUGCAUCAACGCUUGCGUCUUGCGCACGGCGUCGAUAAAAUGAUACUAUCUAUGAAUGCUUGGAGUUCGAAAAUUUCUAAAGUGGAAUCACGCUGCGGUUUUUGCGGAGAGAAUUUUUCUCUUUGGACGGACUGCAAUGAUCAUCUAGCCGACCACUUUAGCAGAGGAAAAUCUAUGAAAGACUGGAAAGGGGAUCGAGGCUUUGAGCCUUCCAUUGCGGUGCUUUCUUUGGAUCUAGAGCCUUUUAGCGCCUCAAAGGGCGUCAUGAAGAAGAUUCUCACAUGUCCAGGCGCUCAGAACCCUCCAAACGUGUUUGAGCUACUUACAGCCCACAUUGGUGACUUUAUGGCUGCCUCACGAGCAAGCGGCGCUACCAUCAAUUGCGAUAUCCUUCGUCGCCAGGCGCGGCUUAUUCUCUUCGGGGAUGAUGACCCAUUGAAUCAGACUCCUGCAGACAAUAAUCAGUGGCUAACAUUGUUCAAGAUUGGACAUGGGCCGAUUGGAGCCGGGGGGGAAGACGACAAUACUGAGCCUACGCUCCCAUGGUGGUGCCAGUCACCUGAAUGCCUAGCAGAUCUUAUGCAAAUGAGUCAAGAAUUUGCUUUAACGACCCUAGGCGAUAUUGAAGUUAAUGAGCUGGGUGGAAAAUACUAA